UUGCUACCGUAGGUAGGAAAGCGAACAGUAAGGAAAAUUGAAAGGGUCUGCAAUGUGAUUAAGUAGGUCAAGCACACGUCAGAACGCUGAAGAUCUAAAACAAAAACGGAAUUUGAUGAAGAAAUUCAACAGCAUCUGUAGAGAUCAAACAUUUUAAGUCCAGUGACCAUUCUUUGGAAGGGCCUCCAAGAUACAGAGAUUUUGUUUACGCUGCGGAUGUGCAAUCUUUGAGACUAUUUAGAGAUUGAAAGAUUUCUGAUCACAAAUUACAGAAAUGUUCAUGGUGUCCCCAGUUCUAGUCUCUCCCACAGAUGGAAGUAUCUUUCAGUAUCCAUCCCACCAAGUCACCUCAGGACGUCAUAAAUUUCAUAGAACAUAGAACAUUACAGCACAGUACAAGCCCUUCGGCCCUCGAUGUUGUGCCGACCUGUCAUACCAAUCUGAAGCCCAUCUAACCUAAUGUGAGAGAUUAAACGCCUUGUUUCUGCAGGAAGAAGGGUCUGUUGACCCAGACACCUCCACUUGAGUUCGCAGUACAUCGGAUACGACCAGGUGAUUGGGUCAUGAUCAAAACCUGGAAAGAUACCAAACUGCACCCAAGCUGGGAGGGACCGUUCCUAACCCUCCUGACUACUGAAACAGCCAUCCGUACUGCUGAAAAAGGUUGGAGUCAUCACACUCGUGUUAAGGGUCCGGUGGACGCUCCUUCCCCUCCGGCCGAGUGGCAAACUCAUCCUACAGACAACCCUCUGAAAGUCAAGCUGAGCAAAAAAAGAAUGAACUGAACUGAUACGAAAGACUAUCAAGUAUUGAACACCAGUUUUUAAUGGUAAUGUUGUCACCCAGCACCCAUUCAAAACGAGAAUGUGCUCCACAUUCAAUAGCGGAGAUUAUUACGCAGGCGCAGUGACUGGGGGGAGAUUAGAACAUGCGCAGUGUCAACCUGGGCAAGGUCGGAGUCGGAUGACGGGGAAAGCAGCAAGAGACAAACGACACGGAGUGACUGAGGGAAUGAAGAGAAACGGAGCCUGCGGAGGAGAUGGAAGCCUUCGUGGACACCCGGUAUACUGCCAGCCCUGCUGAGUUUCUUAAGGAUCCUCUGUGCUUUGUGUCAGAACAAAUAUGAGUCAGACAAAGAAAUUGGAAUUACAGGAUUACAGUUUCACAGGGUAUUAGAAGGGAAGGAUUUGCUGCCAAGAAACUGACACCAAACAUCCCAUCAGGACCUGACACUUUCCCCGUUUAACACAACCUGAAGAGCAUCAAAUUUUGAUCAUGGAAGCAAAAGGAUUCCAGACACACUGAACAGAACCUGUAUGUGUCCUGUUUGUGAACAAGGGAGAAGCCAGGGAAAUGUAGAGAGUGUGGGAUUGGAUUCAUAUUCCCAUCUGAGCUGGAAGCACAUCAGCAGAGUCACACUGAGGAGGGACUGUUCAACUGCUCCACGUGUGGGAAGGGAUUCAACAUUUCUUGCACCAUGCUGACACACCAGCAUGGUCACACUGACAAGACAUCUUUUAAAUGCUUGAAUUGUGGGAACUACUGUAAAAGUUCAGAAGAACUGCUGUCCCACCAACAUGCUCACACUGAUGAGAGACCAUUUAAGUGCUCGGAUUGUGGGAACUGCUAUAAAAGUUCAGGGGAACAGCUGUCCCACCAGUGCAUUCACACAGAUGACAAACCAUUCAGGUGCUCUCACUGCGGGAAAGGGUUUAGGUGUUCAUCGAAGCUCACUGUUCACCAGCGACUUCACACCGGAGAGAGACCGUUCACCUGCCCUGAGUGUGGAAAGGGAUUCACCCAGUCAUUCAGGUUGCUGAGACACCAGCGGAUUCACUCUGAGGAGAAACCAUUUCAGUGUCCAGACUGUGGACAGUGCUAUCGAAGCUCUGAGGAACUGGUGUCCCACCAAUAUGUUCACACCAAUGAGAGACCCUUCAGAUGCUCUCUCUGUGGGACUGGGUUCAAACGAGGAACUGACCUUAAUAAACACCAGCGUGUUCAUACUGGGGAGAAGCCAUUCCGCUGUUCAGAGUGUGGGAAGGGUUUUAUUAGAUCAUCCCAACUGUUGACACAUCAGCAAGUUCACACUGGGGAGAAACCGUUUAAAUGUACAGACUGUGGGAAAUGCUGCAAAACUUCUGGUGAACUGAUUUCCCAUCAAAUUCUUCACACUGACGAGAAGCCGUUCAAGUGCUCUCACUGUGGGUCUCAUUUCAGGCGAUCAUUUGAACUCACUGUACAUCAGCGAGUUCACACUGGGGAGAGGCCGUUCAUCUGCUCUGAAUGUGGGAAGGGAUUCACGCAGUCAUCCAAGCUGGCGAAACAUCAGCGAUUUCACAGGGGAGAGAAACCGUUCCGAUGUUCUGAGUGUGGGAUGGCAUUCUCUGAGUCAUCCAAGCUGGUGAAACAUCAGCGAUUUCACACUGGGGACAGGCCAUUCAGAUGUUGCGAGUGUGGGAAAGGAUUCACUGACUCAUCCGACCUGCAGAAACAUAAGCGAAUUCAUACGGGGGAGAGGCCAUUCACUUGUGCUAAAUGUGGGAAGGGAUUCAUUGAUAGUUCUCAUCUGCUGAGACACCAGCGGGCUCACACCGAUGAGAGACCAUUUCAAUGCCCAGAGUGUGGGAAGUGGUAUAAAAGUUCUGAGGACUUGAUCCGUCAUCAACGUGCGCACAGUGACGAGAGACCGUUCAGGUGCUCUCACUGCAGCUCUGGCUUCAAGACAUCGUCUGAACUUGUCAGACACAAGCGCUGUCACACUGGAGAGAGGCCGUAUACUUGUUCCGAGUGUGGGAAGAGAUUUACUCAGUCAGCUAGCCUGCGGAAACAUCAACGAAGUCACCAGGAACGAUCGUGAUUAGAUAUUGUCGUCGAUCACAUCUAGGAGUGAACCCUGUUCAGUGGCUUCUGUUUUGAAUAAUUCUCAUGAACGUUCGCCAGGUUUUACAACUUAUAAUAUGUGUCACAGGAGUCAAAUAAAUCAGUUUGGUGUUCAACA
Molecule: messenger RNA, 3001 nt
Organism: Stegostoma tigrinum
Lineage: Eukaryota; Metazoa; Chordata; Chondrichthyes; Orectolobiformes; Stegostomatidae
Product: zinc finger protein 23-like
Exons: 5
Coding region: 1478-2860 (460 amino acids)
Source: RefSeq, a predicted model, not a curated record